UUUAUCUUGUAACGUCCUGCAGCCAUCUACACCUGACAUUUCCGCAAGAACUUUUGCGUAGGCUCUCAGUAGCAGAUUCAAUAUUAAAAUUUAUCAUCCCAACGCUUCCAGUCUGCGACACCAAACAAAGAAUGGCGGGAAUGAAAACAAUAAUAGGCCUAGCCUUCCUCCUGGCAACGGGCAUACUUCUCGUCAUCCUCUCUUGUGCUCUAUAUGAGAACUGGCUGCCACUGUUGGUUGUGUUGACGUACGUGCUCGCUCCCAUACCUAAUAUGCUAUGUCAGAGGAUUGCGCAAGGUGGGGGUAGAGAUAUAUGGGCGGACUCCUCGGAUCAUAGAGGUAUUUUGGAGGCCGGAUACUUUAUUACAGCCUUUUUCGUAGUUUCCGGUUUUGGUCUUCCCGUGGUUCUAGCACAUGCAAACAAGAUUGCUUUCGAAGCCAUGAUACUGUCCUUUACGGGAGGAUUGUUGGUUUAUGGCACAAUUCUGGGCUAUGUACAUUUCUUUGUGACUGUUGAAGAGCCUUAUUUUUAGAUGCUGUUGCAAUACUGUGUAUCGGUGUACGUGCCCUUCUUCCAUGUACUGUCCAGCGGGUUUUACUUCUCAGCAAAUACCUUGCUACUGUGUCGAAUACUGUCAAGAUCACUCACAAAGAAAUUUGC
Spizellomyces punctatus DAOM BR117 is the source of this 661-nucleotide messenger RNA. RefSeq lists its product as uncharacterized. The record is from RefSeq and is a predicted model, not a curated record. The transcript is spliced from 4 exons. NCBI's taxonomy places the organism in Eukaryota, Fungi, Chytridiomycota, Chytridiomycetes, Spizellomycetales, Spizellomycetaceae. Bases 132 to 533 code for a protein of 133 amino acids. Gene Ontology annotation, biological process: late endosome to vacuole transport via multivesicular body sorting pathway. Gene Ontology annotation, cellular component: Vps55/Vps68 complex; endosome.